Bombina bombina (fire-bellied toad) is the source of this 2136-nucleotide messenger RNA. Its product is annotated as G-protein coupled receptor family C group 6 member A-like. The record is from RefSeq and is a predicted model, not a curated record. The transcript is spliced from 5 exons. Gene Ontology annotation, biological process: G protein-coupled receptor signaling pathway. Bases 1 to 2136 code for a protein of 711 amino acids. Gene Ontology annotation, molecular function: G protein-coupled receptor activity. Lineage: Eukaryota; Metazoa; Chordata; Amphibia; Anura; Bombinatoridae. Gene Ontology annotation, cellular component: membrane.
AUGCACCUUAUAUUUUUAUUAACUGUCUACUCAGAAGCCUUUAUAUUUGCCAUUGAUGAGAUUAACAUGAACCCAGAUCUUUUACCCAACAUCACUCUGGGCUAUCAGCUUUAUGACUCAUGUUCGGAUGAAGGCAAGGCGAUAGAGAACGUUAUACGGAUAAUGCACGGUGCAACAGAAGCCAUUCCAAAUUACGACUGCUGGAGCCAAGGCAAAUUAGCUGGUUUUAUUGGAGACCUGACAUCUGUGACAACGAUGGCUGCUUCCAAAAUGCUGGGAAUGUACGGGUACACUCAGAUAACUUACGGAGCAACAGAUCUGGUCUUUAAUAACAAACUUCGGUUCCCAACAUUUUUCCGGUCUCUCCCCAGUAACAUCCCUCAGUAUGAGGCCAUGGCUGAGCUUCUGCUAAAAUUUGGAUGGAACUGGGUUGGAAUAAUAACCUCAGAUGAUGAUUCUGGCGAAGAAGAAAGUCGCGAAUUAGAAAAAGUUUUUACUACUUGGAGAAUCUGCAUAGAAUACAUUGAGAGCACGCAUACAGUUCAUUACAACUAUAACUAUGAUAUUUUGAUAAAUACAAUUAAAAAAAGCACAUCACAGAUAAUCAUAAUUUGUGGAAAUUCUGCUGCUUUCUCUUAUUUUUAUGUUUCAAAUAUAUUUCAAGAAAUUGCUAAUAAAACAUUUAUUUUCUUGGCUUCAAUUAUACCUUAUGAUUUUGAUAUAACGAAUUACGAUCCACGUAAUGGAAGUCUUGCUUUUGAGUUUUAUGGCGCUAAAAUCCCAGGACUCACAGACAUUUUCAAAAAUAUUCGAGCUACAAGCCCUCAGCAUGAUAUGUUCCUAGAAGGAAUUUUUGCAAUAUUUGUUUCUUGUGUUACUACUGAAGUGCAUUGGGAAGUUGAGAAACAAUUAAAUUUUACAUCUGGAGCUUUCCCACCUUUAAGAAAUUGCACAAAAAACACAAAUUUGAGUUCUUUUGAAAGUUUGGUUUUUGAUAUAAACAACUUCAGGAUAACGUACAAUGUGUACAACGCUGUUUAUAUGAUGGCGCACGCUAUACAUGAAAUGCAUCGGUCCACAUCAGCUCCAGAAUAUAGAUGGAAGGUUCCUCGUGGUGUGUGCAGUGAGUCUUGUGGCCCUGGCUUUUACAAAACUCACAAGAAAGGAGUAAAACACUGCUGUCAUGAUUGUGUACGCUGUGCAAAAGGAGAGAUCUCCAACACAUCAGAUAUGGAAAUCUGCACACCAUGUCCAGAGGAUGAGUGGCCAAAUGAGAAGCAGGACAGAUGUUUACCCAAGGACCUAGAUUUCUUGUCUUAUGGAGAUUUAAUUGGCAAAUUGUUGUCUUUCUUCUCUGUUCUUCUUUGUUCUCUGACUGUUGCAGUCAUUGUGCUUUUCAUCAGACAUCGUGACACACCAAUUGUCAAAGCCAAUAACCGUGAUCUCAGCUUUGUCCUUCUGUUCUCUCUCAUGCUGAGCUUUCUCUGUGCUUUGCUUUUUAUUGGGAAACCUGAGGAUUUAACCUGCAUGUUAAGACAGACCUCCUUUGGGAUCAUCUUCUCUGUAUCUGUAUCAUCGCUACUAGCCAAGACUAUCAUGGUUGUCAUUGCCUUCACAGUGACCAGGCCAGGCAGCAGAUGGAGGAAGUGGAUGGGAAAUAGAAUAUCAUAUGGUGUUGUCAUAAUGAGCUCACUGCUUCAAGUAUUGAUAUGUGGGAUCUGGUUGUCUAUGUCACCCCCUUUUAAGGAUGUUAAUAUGAACUCUGAGAUUGGCAAAAUAGUCAUUGAAUGUAAUGAAGGCUCUUUAGGUGCCUUUAUCUCCGUACUGGGGUAUCUGGGACUUCUGGCUGGGGUGAGCUUCACUGUGGCCUUCCUGGCACGUACAUUACCUGAUAGCUUCAAUGAGGCCAAGUACAUCACCUUCAGCAUGUUGGUGUUCUGUAGUGUUUGGGUCUCAUUUAUCCCAGCCUACCUGAGCACCAAGGGAAAAUAUAUGGUGGCUGUGCAGGUAUUUGCUAUAUUAGCUUCUGGCACAGGGCUCUUGGGUUGUAUAUUUGUUCCAAAAUGUUACAUCAUUGUUUUAAGGCCUGAACUAAAUACUAAGGAGCAAAUAAUAGGAAAAUCUGCAGUUAAUUAG